AUGCAUCGUGGUUUCUGCCGACUCGACAAGGAGCCAUGUCGUGACAGUCAUCGAGUUAUGGGCAUGUGCAUGUGCGCGCGCAUAGCCCCCAGGAGACGCAUCAACAGCCAAGAAAAUAACUUGGACUCACCACAAUUAAUGACGGGGACGAUCCAGGAUCCAGCGUCGUCCUAUAAUUCGCCGGGUGGUAAUUUGUAUGGCGUGUUGUGCUAUAUCACUUCAUCAGUCAGUCAGCCUUGGCCGACAAGGAUUGUCACCAAAGAGCGACAGCCGCGGCGCAAGCAUGCGGGAUCCCGAAAGUCGGUCCAGCUAGCACCAAGCAUACAUACAUAUGUAUCCCGUAUUGACCCUCCCUAUAUCUUGGUCCUGCCGUUCAAAUUUGCAGCUUAA
Messenger RNA from Cordyceps militaris CM01, 390 nucleotides. RefSeq lists its product as uncharacterized. Lineage: Eukaryota; Fungi; Ascomycota; Sordariomycetes; Hypocreales; Cordycipitaceae. The transcript is spliced from 2 exons. Bases 1 to 390 code for a protein of 129 amino acids. The record is from RefSeq and is a predicted model, not a curated record.